Exophiala bonariae is the source of this 375-nucleotide messenger RNA. RefSeq names its product ubiquitin-conjugating enzyme E2 N (gene UBE2N). Gene Ontology annotation, cellular component: nucleus. Gene Ontology annotation, molecular function: ubiquitin conjugating enzyme activity. Lineage: Eukaryota; Fungi; Ascomycota; Eurotiomycetes; Chaetothyriales; Herpotrichiellaceae. Gene Ontology annotation, biological process: protein K63-linked ubiquitination; DNA damage tolerance. The transcript is spliced from 3 exons. The record is from RefSeq and is a predicted model, not a curated record. Bases 1 to 375 code for a protein of 124 amino acids.
AUGACGACAACCUCAGAUACUUUGAUGUCAGCAUACAUGGCCCCUCCCAAUCUCCAUAUGAAGGUCGGUGGCAUCUUCAAGCUGGAACUAUUCUUACCAGAAGAUUAUCCCAUGACACCUCCCAAGAUCCGGUUUCUGACCAAAAUCUAUCACCCCAACAUCGAUAAACUUGGACGCAUCUGUCUAGAUGUUCUGAAGAGCAAUUGGUCACCUGCUUUACAGAUCAGAACGAUUCUUCUUUCCAUACAGGCUUUGCUUGGUGCCCCCAAUCCAGAUGAUCCACUGGCAAAUGAUGUUGCUCAGCGAUGGAAGGAGGAUCAGGAAGCUGCCAUUCAGACUGCCAGAGAAUGGACCAGGACACAUGCCAUGACAUGA